AUGGACCGCAUCAGCAAACUGACACAGACAGACAGCGGACACCAGUAUAUCUGUGUUAUGAUUGACUACCUCACUAAAUGGCCACAGGUACAGUCUCCACAGCCACCACACCAAAAACCUCCACCUCCGAAACCACCACACCAGCAGGUGCAGCCUCCACAGCCACCACACCAGCGGCCUCCACAACUACCACACCAGCAGGUGAAGCCUCCACAGCCACCACACCAGCAGGUGAAGCCUCCACAGCCACCACACCAGCAGGUGAAGCCUCCACAGCCACCACACCAGCGGCCUCCACAACUACCACACCAGCAGGUGCAACCUCCACAGACACCACACCAGCGGCCUCCACAACUACCACACCAGCAGGUGAAGCCUCCACAGCCACCACACCAGCGGCCUCCACAACUACCACACCAGCAGGUGAAGCCUCCACAGCCACCACACCAGCGGCCUCCACAACUACCACACCAGCAGGUGAAGCCUCCACAGCCACCACACCAGCGGCCUCCACAACUAUCACACCAGCAGGUGCAGCCUCCACAGCCACCACACCAGCGGCCUCCACAACUACCACACCAGCAGGUGAAGCCUCCACAGCCACCACACCAGCGGCCUCCACAACUACCACACCAGCAGCGACCACCACCUCCUCAGCCACCACACCACCACCACUCCAGCGACCACCAUCUCCUCAGCCACCACACCAGCGACCACCAUCUCCUCAGCCACCACCACACCAGCGACCACCAUCUCCUCAGCCACCACCACACCAGCGACCACCAUCUCCUCAGCCACCACACCAGCAACCACCACCUCCUCAGCCACCACACCAGCGACCACCACCACCAUGUAUGUAUGUAA
Messenger RNA from Oncorhynchus mykiss (rainbow trout), 864 nucleotides. The record is from RefSeq and is a predicted model, not a curated record. Lineage: Eukaryota; Metazoa; Chordata; Actinopteri; Salmoniformes; Salmonidae.